Messenger RNA from Mesorhabditis spiculigera, 234 nucleotides. The record is from the annotation of a GenBank genome assembly. NCBI's taxonomy places the organism in Eukaryota, Metazoa, Nematoda, Chromadorea, Rhabditida, Rhabditidae.
AUGGAAACUACACCAACAACAGAAGAUUCCCUCAAGAAUACGAUCUUCUUGGUGCUGGCCAAUAAGCAGGACCUUCCAAAUGCACUAUCGGCCGGCGAGCUAGCAGAGAAGCUUGGAUUGGCGGAAAAUCGGAGUCAUAGGCGGCACAUCCAAGCAACCUGUGCCCAUAACGGAGACGGAAUCUAUGACGGGCUGGACUGGAUCGAGAAACAUCUCCCGCCACAACAACCUACC